Drosophila subobscura is the source of this 2121-nucleotide messenger RNA. Its product is annotated as serine protease 1-like. Gene Ontology annotation, molecular function: serine-type endopeptidase activity. The record is from RefSeq and is a predicted model, not a curated record. The transcript is spliced from 8 exons. NCBI's taxonomy places the organism in Eukaryota, Metazoa, Arthropoda, Insecta, Diptera, Drosophilidae. Bases 16 to 2073 code for a protein of 685 amino acids. Gene Ontology annotation, biological process: proteolysis.
AGUGAAGCCGCCGCAAUGAUAACCAACAAUAAUUUGGAUUAUGAGCAGACCAGCAGCAGCAGCAGUGGCAGCAGUGGCCGGACGAGCAACGGGGGAGCAUCGACAGCCACCAGAACAGCAGCAUCACUCGUAGCAUCAGUGGUGGCAGCGGCAACAACCACAAUGACAACAGGCAACAAUCGGAAUGGCAGCACCAGCAGCAGCAGCAACUCCUCCCCCACGGCCGACCAUUCCAAUUCCAACUCAAAUUCGAAUUCAAAUUCAAAUUCGAAUUCCCACUCCAAUUCAAACUCUUAUUUCAAUCGGUUCGACAAUCGCAUUGCCGCCAAUUUGGCUGCUGUGCUGACGGGUGCUGGGGCCCGCUUCAGGUCCUCCUCCUGCAGCAAUCGCCAGCAGCAGCAGCAGGCCAACAGCAACACUCCACGCUCCCCGAUGCAUGUCUCGACCAUUAGCAGAGGUAAGCACGGUCUCGGACUGGCCACUCCCCCAUCGCCAGUCACUCUGGGACGUCGCCGGCCACUGCAGCUCUUCACGCACGCCAAUCUCAACUGCAAUGACAACGAGAAGGUGGCCCAAACGCCCAGCUCCGAUGAGGACAACUCACCCACAGAGCUGAACAAUUGCAAGCGGCUGACGGACAAGCCUCCACUGGUCAAACGCUUAACCAUGGGUCUGCUGCGUCACAACGAGGAGUCACGCCCACUGGUGGGCAACAUGACGCCCCUGAGGGCUCCACUGGACAGCCAGCCGGUCUACUCGAAUGGCUACAUCAACGAGGACUCCUACAUCGACAGCAAGUUCGGUGACUCGUGCCGGCAGUCCCUCACAGCCAUCCCGAUGCUGGACAAUGUCAAUCUGAACGACAACAACGAGUUCAACCUGAAGAAGCGAUAUCUGCGAGAGACGAGCAGCGCCAACUCCAGUCCAAAGAUAUUUGCGAAUCGCCUGCGAAUGAACCAGGGCGGUGCCAGUGCCCAGCGGAGCAGCAGCCUGGCCAACACACACAGCAAUGUGGGCGCCGACGAGGAGGAGGAGCUGGACCUCAAGGACGCCUGCUGGUAUCAGGCGGGCAUUUCCCGCGACAUUGCCGUGGAGGUGCUGCAGAGCAAGAGUCCGGGCGCUUUCCUCGUGCGCAAGAGCAGCUCCAAGCCCGGUUGCUAUGCCCUGACACUGCGUGUGCCAUCGCCUCCUGGCCCGAAGAUAGCCAACUAUAUCAUUCUCAGAUCCCCCAGGGGCUACAAAAUUAAGGGCUUUCGCAAGGAAUUCUCCAGCCUAAAGGCAUUGAUCACUCAUCAUUCGGUGAUGCCGGAGCUGCUGCCCCGUGACCGUGUGAUGCCCGUCCAGGAUAGCAUCGAGGGUCGCAUCACCGGAGGAAGCACCGCCUCAGUCGGCCAGUUCCCCUACCAGGUGGGACUAUCCCUCAAGCUGAGCGCUCUCUCCAGCGCCUGGUGCGGUGGCUCUUUGAUCGGCAACCAGUGGGUGCUCACCGCCGCUCACUGUACCGAUGGUGUUCAGUCCGUGACUGUCUAUCUUGGUGCCACCGUUCGUACCUCUGCUGAGGUUACCCACACCGUUACCAACAGCCAGAUCCUCAUCCACUCCGGCUGGAACAGCGCCAACCUGCGCAACGACAUCUCCCUGAUCAAGAUCCCCGUGACCUCGUACAGCACCAAGAUCCAGGCUGCCAGGCUCCCAUCCAUUGCCAACUCCUACUCCACCUAUGCCGGUGAUUCCGUGAUCGCCUCCGGCUGGGGCAAAAUUUCCGAUUCUGCCUCCGGCGUUACCAACAACCUGCAGUGGGCCAAGAUGCAGGUCAUCACCAACACCGUGUGCGCUAACACCUACGGCACCUCCAUUGUCACCGCCUCCAACAUCUGCGUGAGCACCCCCGGCGGUGUGUCCACCUGCAACGGUGACUCCGGCGGCCCAUUGGUCCUCGAGUCCUCCAAGGUCCAGGUUGGUCUUACCUCCUUCGGCGCUGCUGCCGGCUGCCAGAAGGGCUACCCCGCUGCCUUCACCCGCUUGACCAGCUACUUGGACUGGAUCAAGAGCAACACUGGCAUCUCCUACUAAGCAGAGCUGCGGCACUUUCUUUCUUUCUUUCCAAAAAAUAAAUAACGA